Molecule: messenger RNA, 7947 nt
Organism: Globicephala melas (long-finned pilot whale)
Lineage: Eukaryota; Metazoa; Chordata; Mammalia; Artiodactyla; Delphinidae
Gene: TMEM114
Product: transmembrane protein 114
Cellular component (GO): apical plasma membrane
Source: RefSeq, a predicted model, not a curated record
CGCGGGAGGCGGCGCGGGGGGCUGCGGGCGGCGCGUGGGGUCCCGGCUCGGCGAUGCAGGUGCACCUGGGAGCGCUGGCCGGCGCGGCGGCGCUGACCGGGGCGCUCAGCUUUGUGCUCCUGGCGGCCGCCAUCGGCACGGACUUCUGGUACAUCAUUGACACAGAGCGGCUGCAGCGGAGCGGCCCGGGGGCGCGGGACCCGGCAGGGGCCUCCAACCGCAGCCAGCUCGAACCUCUGAGCUCGCACUCCGGCCUCUGGCGGACCUGCCGGGUCCAGAGCCCGUGCGCGCCGCUGAUGAACCCCUUCUGGCAGGAGAACGUGACCUUCAGCGACUCGAGCCGACAACUUCUCACCAUGCAUGGGACGUUUGUGAUUCUGCUGCCCCUCAGCCUCAUCCUGAUGGUUUUUGGGGGGAUGACAGGGUUUCUGAGCUUCCUCCUGCGAGCCUCCCUCCUUCUCCUGCUCACGGGGACCCUCUUCCUCUUUGGAGCCUUGGUGACCCUCGCGGGCAUCAGCGUCUACAUCGCGUAUUCAGCCGCCGCCUUCCGGGAGGCGCUGUUUCUCCUGGAGGAGAAGGCCCUGCUGGACCAGGUGGACAUCCGCUUCGGCUGGUCCCUGGCCCUGGGCUGGAUCAGCUUCAUCGCCGAGCUCCUCACCGGGGCGGCCUUCCUGGCAGCAGCCCGCCUGCUCAGCCUGAGAUGGAGGCAGGACCAGGCCAUCUGAGCCCCGAUGCCUGGUCGUGGUGGAAGGGAGGGGCUUGGCGUGGGGGCCUCAUGGACCCAUCUCGGUGGGCUGCGGCUUCCUCUUCCUCAAAGGCCACCACCUGAGAGCCGCUGUGGACCGGGCUCCAGCCCUGGCUGCUAUCUGAGUGCUGCCUGGCACGGUGUGUGCUCUGUCUAGACACGUGUGUCUCGUGUGGGCUGGAGGAGGCUGAGUGCCAAACCCAUGAAAAAGCAAAAGCACCUCCUUCAUCAUGUACAGAACUUACUGAUUGCAACCUCCGUGAGUCUCCUCUGGCUUCACUUCAUCCUCACUCCUGCCCUUUGGAUGGGUUUCUCUUCUUUGUUAAAGAAACGGAGGACCAGAGAGGUUAGGUAAGUGUUGCAAAAACACACAGCAAGCUAGAGGCAUGUUCUCCUUUAUCACAGCUUUUCUGAGCAGGUUCAUGCCGGCUGGCUGCGACGUGGAUCCUGUGUGUGGAGGAUGCUGCGUCUCAGACACCGGGCUUCAUGCUUCCCGCGACCUGGAACCAGGCACGAGGCACCAUGGGAAAUUGGAGGGCAGGCGGCAGAGAUCUGGGCUUCGCAGCAACCAUGAGGUGGACGUGUCCUCCCUGACCCCAGCCGGGCUCGUGCUCACCUGGUCUAGAGUCCUGAGCCUCAAGCAGAAAAGGCUCAGUUAAUGCAAUGAUUCUCCGUGGUCAGCGACUCGCUUUUGAAACAACACAGAGUCAUCCCAGAGACGAAAGCCCCUCUUGGACGUUCAGGCGGUCAGUGGUCCCAUUCAUGUGUCACUUCACAGGUGCCAGGAGGUCCUCAUGGGAGGAGAGGAAGGGUCAGCAAGCCACAAUCAGCAGGAAGGGCAAGAAGCAAACUUGUGAUGCCCAAGAAGCGCUCAUUGGCAAGCUCACCGCGGAGAGAAUUACCCGCACUCACACUUAAUGGGAAACAGUGAUCCUCCAAACACAACGAGCAUCUCCUGGACCGUCGGCUUUGCAGUUAGCCUUCAUUCCAAACUCUACAUGUGAGCUCAGGACACCCCGAGCCUGUGAUAGAAAUAGUUUCCACAUCAAAGUGUUGAUGGAGCCCAGUUCCCAGGUGUAACAUCCAAGGCCAGUGAGAUUUAAACACACUGGGAAACACAUAACCAGUGUCAUGUGCUAAGUCCUCUGACAUCCCCUGAAUAAGGCCUAUGCCUGGGCAUCAGCAGAUCUCAACCCUAAUACCCCACUGCAGUCACCCGGGGAAUUUAAAAAAUGCCCAGGUGUCACUUCAGGCCAUGAAAUCACGGUCUCUGGGGUUGGGGGCCCAAGCACCGUUAGCUUCCAGAACUGCUCCGGUUUUUCCCGAAGUACAGCCUGGGUUGAGAUGAGCACCAGACUGGCUUAGAACCCGGACAGAUGCCUGUGUGUAACUUUAUAAAACACAGGUGGGGUUUCCUGUGGUGAUGGUCUCAGCUCCAUAAGAGGCUGCAUUUGGGGGAACGACAACAAUAAAAACCUCAAGAAGGAGAGUGGCCUGGCAUCUGGUUCAUACUGGCGCAUCUCAAAUUCAUGGAGAUCUUAUGAAAAUGCAGCCUCUGAUUCGGUAGGUCGGGUGCGGGGCUGGCGAUCCUGCAUCUCUAACCAGCUUUGAUUGGGAGGAUUUACACAGCGUAAACACACGCGGUCUCCUUGAAAGCAGCAGGGGUUGUGGCUCGCUUCUGCACUAGCAUGGGAGGUCUGUACUAUCACAGGCCGGGUCCUGGUGACAUACUGCAGCCCUUCUGCUCUGAAACAAUGACACCCCAUAGCAGUUGUGUGGCCAGAGGAAGAUGUUUUCUUGGCGUGGCUACAGCGAGUCUGGGUGAGGGGGUGCACCUAUCUCCUCAGCCCUGUUGGUAUUGAGAAGACUUGGCUCCUUUGGGGUGAAAAUCACUCCAGUUUUGAUACAGGGUGUUUAUCGUGUGGGGUGGAGCUUUGGUCUAGAAUAUGGAGUUGAAAGUUUCCCACAGAGUUGGUCAAUUGAUAGGGUGAUCUUUGGGGACUAAUCGUAACACUUUGUCCCUCCCCCAGAAAAUUCCAUCCCUCUUUUAUCCUGAUAUUUCGGCCCAUGGGGAUGGGGGCCCCAAGGUGGCUGCAUGUCCAAAUCCACCUGGCCAGAGUCUCUUGAGUCCGUGGGGCUGGGUGGGGUCCCACAGUUCACAGUUCUCACCGGUUCCCAGGUGGUGCAGAUGCUCCUGGUCUGGGAUCACCCUUUGUAUCACACUGACCUGGGAGUUUGUUAAGUGGCAGGGCUGGCUGUCACCUUCCUGCAUCUUAGAAUCAUGAGGGCAUCUUAAAACCCCUGAUUCCGGGGCUGAAUCCCUGCUCUGAUCACCUCUAGGGAGGGAGUCCAGGCACCGAUAAUUUUCAAGGCCUCUUCAGAUGAUUCCAACAUCAGCUAAGGUUUGGAACCUGUUCCUGUAAGAUGCUGCGUCAUGAGAUGUGGGGAGGGAUUGGGGAACCUCAGGUUUAAGCAACUGCCCGAGGGGCUUCCCUGGUGGUCCAGUGGUAAAGAAUUGGCCUUCCAAUGCAGGGACGCGGGUUAGAUCCCUGGUCGGGGAACUAACAUUCCACAUGCCACGGAGCAACUAAGCCCACACGCCACAACUACUGAGCUCGCGUGCCUCAACUAGAGAGCCUGUGUGCCGCAAAUGAUAGAGCCCACGUGCUCUGGAGCCCACGUGCCACAACCAAAGAGAGAAAACCAGCACGCCACAACUAGAGAGAAGCCUGCAAGCCACAAUGAAAGAUCCCGUGUACCACAACUAAGACCUGAUGCAGCCCCAAAAUAAAUUAAAAAAUAAAUACAAUAAAUUCAAAAAAAAAGGAAAGAAAAGAAACUGCCCGGGCAGGGCUGAUGGCAAGAGGUUUGGGGACCACUGGUGUGGACCAUGAGAACACCAUUAUCAACUGCAUGAUGUCAUCCUCCUCACCAUGACCUCACCCCACCAUGACACCCUUACUCUCACCAUGACAUCUCCUGACCAUGACAUCCUCCUCCUGACCAUGACAUCAUUACUUGAACUAUGACAUCCUCCUCCUCAUCAUAACAUGACCAUCGCCAUGAUGUCAUCAUCCUCAGCAUGGCAUGACAUCAUCACAGCUGAAACCCAUUGAGUCAUCCCUUACCUGCAUUGCUCAACGAGCUCAUCAAUCAAUCAGUCGUUCAACAAACCCCCGAGGACAGGCCAUUUCAUGGCAGGAACUAGGGGCAGUGACCCACCAGAGCAAGCCCUUGCUCUCUGAGCGGCCACAUGGUUGAGGAGAGACUGGCAGGUGAGACAUGGUUGUUGGUGAUGACUGGAGGUAAGCGAGGCAGGGUACAGGUCAGGGAACUGAGGCACAGGUGGACUAAAUUAAGGAGAGAAAGGGUACAACUAGGACUGAAAUUCAGAUCUGCCUGAUUCCAAGAUGAUUUCCUUUCCACUUCUGCCGACCCUGUCUGCUCUUGGGUUCAGGAUGUUGCUGCUGCUUCUCUUUCGCUCUAGUUCGGAAAAGCGCAAACUGAGUGGAUGGCUCACAAAGUCCCAUUGCACCGCGUGAACGUGGUUGCAAAACCAGUUUCUAGGCUGAGGAAAGAAAAUUUUUUUCACAAAGCGAGAGCAACCGUGCUAGUGAGCGAGCGGUCUUUGCUGCCACCUGCUGGUCACAUGGUGGAACUGAGGCUGGACUUGACAUUCCAAUCAGUCCAGGGACAUUUGUUUUCAGCUUCCUGAGUGCCCAGCAGUGGGUUAAAUACUGCAGGGCAGGGUGUCUCAACUGGGGAGAUUCACCGCUCCCUCUCCACCUGGGGCUUUUGGGAAUGUCUGGAGACAUUUUUGGUUGUCAUUACUGGGGACGAGUGCUACUGGCAUCUAGUGGGUGGAGGCCAGGGGUGCUGCUCAACUUCCACAGUGCACAGGAUGCUCCCACCACAAAGAACCGUCUAGUCCCUCACGUCAAAGUGCCGAAGGUGAAAAACCCUGCUAGGGGAACGAAAGGAAUAAUAACAAGAGAAAGCAUGUGUGUUCUAAAGGAACUGACAACACGGCUGAAAAGAAUCUCAUUCAUUAAAUAAAUAUUUACCAAACACCUGUUAUGUGUCAAGAACUGUUCUGGGGGGUCUGAGGACACGUCAAUGGGGAUGACUGACAAAAUCCCUGCAGUUACAUGGAAACAGAUGGUACACGCAUGAACCAAUAGUACCCAUGAGAAAUUCACAUAGUGAAGAAAACAGGGCUGUGAGCUGGAGGGUGGCUGGGAGGUGCUACUCUAGGAAGGAGAGUCAGGGAGGGCUUCUUGGAAGAGGUGGCAUUGUGCUGAGACUCAAGUGAGGAACCUACCAGGUGGGGAAACAGAGGACCAGGCAGGUGGCAGCAAGUGCAAAGUACCUGAGGUGGGAACAAGCUUAUGUGUUUUAGGGAAAGAAGGAAGGAGCAUCGAGGGAGAGUGAUAGACGUUAGAGGGGUGAUGAGGAGGCAGAAGAUGUGGGCUGGAGAGUGCCCGUGGUCCAGGGUAAGGAGGUGCUGAUGAUUAAGCUGGGUUUAGGAUUCUACUCUAUACUAUUCUGUUCUAUUCUAUUCUUCUAUUCCAUCCCAUCCCAUUCAUUCCUGCUUUGGGAGCAAUGGGACACCUCCAGAGAUGGUGCAGAGAUGCAUCGGCUUCAAGACAGCGGUUCUCAACCCAGGCAUCAUUCAGGGGCUUUAAAAUAAAAUCAAACUUCUAACAACUGAACCUAAAGGAAUCAAAACCUCAAAAGUGGGCCCAGGCACUGGUAUUUUUAAAAAGUUCCCCAGGUGACUGUGCUGUGCAGGGGUGGUGUGAGAACAACUGCUGAAGCUCCUUUGGUCUGGUGAGUGGAGAGCAGAUGGCAGGGAGGGGCUUCUCCCAUCACCCAGGUGAGAUGAAAGAGUUUGGACUGGGGGAGGCGUGGCUUGGAUUCAGGGGGGGUUUGGGGGUUCAGGGGAGGCGACUUUUGCUCAUAAAAAGGUAAAUAGGACAAGAAGAAGGGUAAGUAGGUGCCUCCCCUUUGCGGCGGAAGCUCGGCCCAGACCUGUGUCCUCAAGUCCAGACCUGGCUGGAUGGCCCAUGGAACUGUCCCACUGCCCCCUCGGAGAGGACCCUGCCUGGCAGUGAAGGUUCAUUCAUUCACUCAUCCAUUCAUUCCCCUCAUUUACUCACACACUCGUCCACCCUCCAACCAUCCAUCCGCGGAUUUGUUCGUAAUUUGUAUAUUCACGUACCCAUCCACUCAUCUCUUCAUUCAUUUCUUCACUCACUUAUACACUCAUUCAUUCAUUUGUCAUUCAUUCAUUCACUACUUCAUACAUUUGUCCAUUAAUUGAUUCAUUCGCUCAUCCAUCCAUCCAUCACCCAUCCAUCACUCAUUCAUUCAUUCAUGCCUUCACUCAUUCACGCAUUUAUCACUCCAUUCACUCAUUCAUUUAACAACUAUUACUUACUGGAUGUCUGAUGUGCCAGGUGCUGUUUGGAGCACUGGGAAUUUAGCCAUGAACAAAAGCGACAAAAACCCCUGUCAUCAUGGAGCUGACAUUUGUGUGUGUGUGUCUGUGUGUGUGUGACAUACAGACAAUAAACAUGAUGGGUAAAACAUAGGGUAAGUCACCUGGGAAGAGGUUCUAUAAAGACGUGGAGGAGGGGCAGGGAUGGGUGCGUGGGGAGCGUGACCUUGGCAGUGACCACAGUGUCCCAUGGAGCUGGUCCUCUGCUGAGCAGGACUGAAGAACCAGUAAUUGAUUCAUCAAUUCAUGAGUGUUUCCUGGGCCCCUCUUGUAGGGUCUGGAAGGGGAGUCUCCCUGGAGGCUGGACACAUGGGUUGAGUGAAGACCUGGCCUCGGUCUCCCCAAGCUGACCUCGGUGCCUCUUCCUGGAGAUGAGCCUCAGGGCUGAUAGGAUCCUGGCUGCGGUGAGGGGAAGAGACCAGGGGAGACAGGAGCUCGCAGAGCAGGCACUGUUGCCCCAUUUUGCAGAUAAGGAGACUGAGGCCCCCAGGCUCCUCAUCUGCAGAAUGGGGACUUGAUGCUGCAGGUGAGACAACCAGGACACAGACCCUGGCUUCAGGGCUUCAGGGCUUCAGCGUGGUCACUUGUUUCCCAUCCUCUGACAUCUUGGGCUGCUCCCUUGAGAGUCAGAGGCCUGGAUUUCCUUUAUAGCCAAAAAGGGAGCAACCCAUGGCCUUUGCUUAUCCCGUCAGUGAAUUUCCAUUUGUCAUUUUCCAGCACAUGAUACCCAAGGGCAGGGACGCUGAUAUGAGGCCUCUGUGAACACUGAGGAAGAUGCACAACCUCUGCCUGUUCCAACAGCCGCCUGAACUUUCCCAAAUAUUUGGGUCCCCGCUGGAGUGUCUGGAGGAUGGGGGAAGGGAGAGAGAGCGAGAGAGAAGGACAGAAUAACAGAUGGACCCACACCCACACCCACACACAGGAGAGGCCCAGAGAAACAUAUCAACAACAGUAAAAGAGAUAAAGACAGAGGUGCAGACAGAGACGAGUGGACUGAAGUCAGAGGAAGACAGAGAGGAAGGAGCUGCGUCCAGAGAAAGAAGAGAGAGAGACAGGAAGAGACCCAGGGAGGUUCAGAAAAAGGCGGAAAGAAGGGCAGAGAAUCUGAGAGAGGAACAGAGAGUGAAACGGACAAUGAAAAACCAGAGACACAUAUACCUGGAGAAAACCAUAGUUUAGAAAGACACAUGCACCCCAAUGUUCAUAGCAGCACUAUUCACAAUAGCCAGGACAUGGAAGCAACCGAAAUGUCCAUCAACAGAGGAAUGGAUAAAGAAGAUGUGGUACGUUUAUUCAACGGAAUACUACUCAGCCAUAAAAAGGAACAAUUGUGCCAUUUGCAGAGACGUGGAUGGACCAGAGUGAAGUAAGUCAGAAAGAGAAAACCAAACAUCGCAUAAUAUCACUUAUAUGUGGAAUUGAGAAAAAUGGUACAGGUGAACUUAUUUGCAAAGCAGAAAUAGAGACACAGAUGUAGAGAACAAAUGUAUGGACACCAAGGGGGGAGGGGGGUGGGAUGAAUUGGGAGAAGGGAUUGACAUAUAUACACUACUAUGUAUAAAACAGAUAACCAGUGAAAACCUACUGUAUAGCACAAGGAACUCAGUGCUCUGUGGUGACCUAAAUGGGAAGGAAAUCCAAAAAAGUGGGGAUAUAUGUAUACGAAUGACUGAUUUACUUUGCUGUACAGCAGAAAGUAACA